Mesitornis unicolor (brown roatelo) is the source of this 5768-nucleotide messenger RNA. RefSeq names its product zinc finger protein 462-like. Lineage: Eukaryota; Metazoa; Chordata; Aves; Mesitornithiformes; Mesitornithidae. The record is from RefSeq and is a predicted model, not a curated record. Gene Ontology annotation, cellular component: nucleus. Gene Ontology annotation, biological process: regulation of gene expression.
AUGGAGGCAUUGCAAUGUGAUGGCUGCGAUUUCCGAGCUCCACCCUAUGAAGACCUAAAAGCUCACAUUCAGGAUGUUCAUACUGCUUUUCUGUAGCCAACAGAUGUCUCUGAGGAAAACCCUAGCCAGCCAUCUGGCUCCAUGAAUGCUAGCAACCAGACUGACAUUGAAUUUUCUUCUGUAAAGGAUGAAUUUACAAUUGCAGAUGAAAUAGCAGGGCAAAAUACAGCAACUCAGAUGGAAACUGGAAGUUAUUAUAGCCAGAGCCAAAGUUUUUAUUGUCAACAUAUGGCUCCAAAUCAUAAACCAACCAACAAGUUUUUCCAGUGCAAAUUCUGUGUGCAUUACUUCCGAUCUAAAAACCUCCUCAUAGAGCACACUUGCAAGGUUCAUGGAGCACAAGUUGGGGGGAGCUCAGUAGGGUCACACACUGCUGGAUCCUUAAAUAACAACAUCACGAUGCACAAGGGGUUUGGCAAAGUUUUCUCUUGCCAGUUCUGCACCUACAAAUCACCAAGGCGCGCAAGGAUUAUUAAGCACCAGAAAAUGUAUCACAAAAACAAUCUGAAGGAGAGUUUUACUCCUACUGCUACCUCUGCUGUAUCUGAAUUAACAUCUGCCUCUGUGCCAGUGCAGGAACCCUGCAAGGAAUUGCCUGCAGAGGUGGUAGAACGGAGCAUUUUGGAGUCCAUGGUCAAGCCUCUUACAAAGUCCAGAGGCAACUUUUGCUGUGAAUGGUGCAGUUAUCAGACACCUCGAAGGGAGCACUGGUGUGACCAUAUGAUGAAGAAGUACCGCAGCAUGGUAAAAAUACUGUCAAGUUUGAGGCAGGAACAAGACAGAACCAGUGCGCCUGAAGUGCAGAGUAAGAGUGCCCACAAUGCCUCCCCAAACUCUAACUAUGUCUCUGUGAAUAUGCCAGGAUGUGAUAUGUUGAAUGCUGAUGUCUCAAACUUCAGAAGCUCUACAGGCAAAUCCCUUAUCGAGCCCAACUCUUCUAUAUCCUCUAAGUUUUCUUCUGUGUCUUAUCCUCAAAUGAAGUCUAAAUUACCUCACAACUUGAGCAUAGUUAAUUUGUCUGACAGAUCCUGCUAUGGAGUUGCUGACUUGGAAACAAGCAGUAUGCUAAAUGACUCCAGCUCAGACAAAGAGCUUAAUGAAGUGGACAGUGAGAAUGGCUUGAACUCUGUGGGCCACCAGACUUAAGGAAUAUCUGCAGAGCAACUGAUGGGAUCUGAUGGCAACAAGCUGUUGGAAACAAAAGGAAUUCCUUUUAGACGAUACAUGAACAGGUUCCAAUGUUCUUUUUGCCCUUUCCUCACAAUGCAUCGCUAAAGCAUCUCCUGUCACAUUGAGAAUAUCCAUCUGUCUGGGAAGACAAAUGUAUACAAAUGCAAUGAAUGCCCUUUCACCUGUAAGAGUUCAUUAAAACUUGGAGCUCAUAGGCAAUGUCAUGCAGAUAAAAUAUCAGACUGGGACACUGUGAAUUCUCAGAGUGAAAACAUUGUCUCCUCUUUGAAUGACAACAUAGUUUCUUAUGAAAGUGGAAAUAUAAAUGGAAGGAAGUCAGCUAGGAUUAUGGAAACAGUGCAGCAGCAACAGCAGCAGUUGCUUCAACCCCAUUCACAUAAUCCUUAUAAGUGCAUGAUGUGUAACUAUUCUACCACUACUUUGAAAGGCCUUAGAGUUCAUCAGCAGCACAAGCAUGCAUUUUGUGACAACUUAGAAAAAUGUGAUGGACUGCCAUUCAACAUGCCCCAAGAGAGCGAGGCAGACGCUUUCACCUGUGUCAGCACAGUGAAGAAAAGCCAGACCACAAUUCUUGGUCUCUCAUCUAAAAAGAAUUUUGUUACUAAGGUUGCUCAGAAGGUGUCAAAUGACUGCCCAUUGGAUCUCUCACCAGUGAAGAAAAGAAGUAGAAUUGAUGAAAUAGCAAGCAACCUGCAGAGCAAAACAAACCAAAACAAACAGCAAGAAGAUGCUGUGACUGAUGUAGAGGAUGUAGAGGAUGAUGAGGAAGAUGAGGAAGACGAGGUGGAGGUAGAAGUAGAAUUAGACAGAGAAGAAGAAAUAGAACCAAUGGUGAAGGUUUCUAGUUCUUAUGCACCCCAGCAAAUGUGGGGGAGAGAGACUAAUGAUUCCCAGAAGGAUGCAAACUUCAGAAACAUGCAUCAUGAUUAUAAUUCCACCAACAGAGCAGAGAUUGAGCUCACUUUAUCUGAAGAUGAGGAAGAUUAUUUUUCUUCCAUUGACAUGAAAGAUCAACAGAGCCCUAAUGCCUCUGUUCUGGGAAGCCAGCCAAAUAUAUAUGGUCUUGAGAACAAUGAAAAUGUGGAGAUUAAUGACUCUGACAGGCUUUACUAUUAUAAACACUGUGAUUUUAGCAACAAAUCUGCCAGGAGUGUUAGCACCCACUACCAACAGAUGCACCCCUACAUAAAAUUCAGCUUUAGGUAUAUCUUGGAUCCCAAUGAUCACAGUGCAGUAUACAGAUGCCUUGAGUGUUAUAUUGACUAUAUGAACUUUGAAGAUCCGCAGCAACACUAUGAGGAGCAUCACCCUGAAGCUAUUAAUGUAUUGAACUCAGAUCACUCUGAUCUCAUCUACCACUGUCACUUCUGUUCUUACACUAGCCCAAAUGUUAGAAGCCUGAUGCCACAUUACCAAAGAAUGCAUAUAACAGUGAAAAUUAACGAUGCCAUGAUAUUUUCAAGCUAUGUUGUUGAGCAGCAAGAGGGGCUAAACACGGUGUCUCAGACAGUGAGAGAGAUCUUGAAAUCUGCUCAAAAAACUAUGGCAACCUCCACCCCCGUGGCUCAUGGGACUACUGUGCCAGCAAGUUUUAACAGAAGUGCCACAAAGAGUUUUAACCUUACUCCUGAACUCUACUAUUGCAAACAUUGUUCAUACAGCAACUGGUCAGUUGUGGGAGUGCUUGUCCACUACCAGAAAAGACAUCCGGAAAUAAAGGUCACUGCCAAUUACAUCAGGCAGGCACCCCCUACUGCUGCAGUGAUUAAGGCUGGUGAGCUGCCACCUGGGGUUCAGAAACUGCCAGUGUCAGUGCAGCAGUUGAGCCGGGUCAGUUCUGAGAGGUCUGUGAAUCCUCUUGAGAAUGAAAUGUUCUUCUGCAAUUAUGGAAACCAGACGGUGAAAGGUGUACUCAUUCAUUAUCAAAAGAAGCAUUGUGUUUUCAAAGCCAACGCAGAUGUGAUUAGGCAACAUACAGCCACCAUUAGAAGCCUUUGUGAUCGUAACCAGAAGAAACCACCUGGCAGCCUGCCUGCUCACACCUCCAGCACUGAACAGGACAAGAUAAAGCUGAGAGACCUCAAAUGCAGGCAGUGUAGCGACACAUCACCUUACUUUUACGCAUUGAGGAAGCAUAUUAAGAAAGACCACUCAAAUCUGAAGGCCACGGUCACAUCCAUUCUGAGAUGGACAUUUUUGGAUGGCUUGAUAGAAGCUGGUUAUCACUGUGAAUGGUGCAUUUAUUCACAUACGGAACCAAGUGGUUUGCUUGUGCAUUACCAAAGGAGACAUCCUGAACAUUAUGUUGACUAUAUAUAUAUGGCAACUGAACUCUGGGCAGGUCCGGAUCCUUCCCCUCCUAUCCUAGUGAUGCCAACAGAAGUGAAGACCUAUAAAUGCAGAGACUGCAUUUUUGAAGCAUCUUCCAUUUGGGAUAUUACUAAUCACUAUCAGACUUUUCACCCUUGGGCUAUGAAUGGGGAUGAAUCUGUAUUGAUAGAUAUCAUUAAGAAGAAAUAUGCUGUUGAGAAAAUUGGCACACAGCUUGAUGAAGUUAGGGCCAGGAUCAAUACUGAAACAUCAAAGAUGGACCAGGAUGUGGAGAACCCCAGUCUUUCCCAGGAAAAAUCUAUUCAGCUGGUUUCUGCAAACCCUGCCAUCUCCUCCACUCCAUAUCAGUGUACAGUUUGUCAGUCUGAGUACAAUAACUUGCAUGGCCUACUGACACAUUACGGCAAAAAGCAUCCUGGCAUGAAAGUGAAAGCUACUGACUUUGCACAGGACAUAGACAUUAACCCAGGUGCUGUGUACAGGUGCAGACAUUGCCCAUACAUUAACAUACGUAUUCAUGGUGUCCUCACACAUUACCAGAAACGGCACCCAUCAGUAAAGGUCACUGCUGAAGACUUUGUACAUGAUGUGAAACAGUCGAAUGACAUUGCCCAGAAUGACAUAGAAGAGAUGGGUAGGAUUUUCAAGCAAGUCUAUGGUGCAUACCAGUGCAAACUAUGUCCUUACACCCAUGGCACGCUGGAGAAGCUCAAAAUUCACUGUGAGAAAUACCAUAAUCAGCCUGAAUUUGAUGGUUUUGCUCAGUCACCGCCAAAGGUGUCUGCCUCAGUGGAGCCAGACAUGGUAACUGAAAUCAAGGCCUCCUCAGAAAUUGCUGCUGAUGGUGUUGGAGAAGUCUCUAUCUCAGCACCUCAUUUCUCCAGUUCUCACUUAGUGUCUCACACAGUGUUCCAGUGUCAGCUCUGCAAAUAGUUCUGUUCUACCCGGAAGGGGAUAGCCAGGAACUACUGCAUCAAACAUAAUAACGUUCAGGCACAACCAGAAGGCAAGAACAGCUUCUUCAAGUGUGCUUUGUGUUCCUACACCAACCCUAUCUGCAAAGGGCUUGCAGCACACUACCAGAAAAGGCAUGACAUUGAUGCUUACUACACUCAUUGUUUAGCAGCCUCCAGGACAUUAAGCGACAAACCCAAUAAAGUGAUCAUUCCAUCUCCUCCCAAAGAUGAAACUCCUCAGUUAAGUGAGGAGCUGAGGAGGGCUGUGGAAAAGAAGAAAUGCUCACUUUUUUCCUUUCAAUCUUUUAGCAAAAAAGAUAUUGUGUCCCACUACAUAAAGCGUCACCCUGGUGUUUUCCCCAAGAAGCAGCAUGUGAGCAAGCUAGGAAGUUACUUCACUGCUGAACAUGAAAAGUCAACUCCAGCUGAGGAAAGGAAUGACUUUGAAAAGCCUGAGGUGGAGAGCACGGCUCAGGAAACUGAGUGGCUUCCCUUCAGGUGCAUAAAAUGUUUCAAGCUAUCCUUCAGCACAGCAGAGCUGCUGUGCAUGUAUUACACGGAUUACAGCAAGGAUUUGAAGAGAGAUUUCACCAUACUGGGAAGUGGCACCUGCUUUCAUGAUGCUGCCUACCAGUGCAAGCACUGUGAUACUAAAUUGCAUAGCAUGGCAGAGCUGACCUCCCACUUUAAUAGUCACAAUGAGGAAUUCCAGAAGCGUGCCAAACACCAGAAGAGGAGGAAACAGCUUUUGAGCAAGCAGAAAUAUGCAGAUGGUGCUUUUACAGAUUUCAAACAAGAGAGGGUAAGGAUCUAUGCUUCAAAACUUAAGGAGAGGAAGAUAGUUGGCUACAAAUGUAAAUAUUGUGUGGAAGUUCAUCCAACACUUCAAGCCAUCUGUAAUCAUCUCCAUAAGCAUGUCCAGUAUGGGAAUGUUUCUUCUGUGUCAGCUACGGUAAAGCAGGAAGCUGAAGAUGCUUCAAGCACAAAUUUGGAGGAUUUUGAGGGAGCCGAAGACCCUGGCACUAUGGAAUUUACAGAAGCCGAAUCUGGAGCAUCCUUGGAAGAUAAAACUGGUCCUGGGGUCUACCACUGCAGCCAAUGUGACCGGGUUUUGAUGUCUAUGCAGGGUCUGCAAUCUCAUGAGAGGAGUCACUUGGCUCUGGCCAUGUUUACCCAGGAAGACAAGUACAGCUGCCAGUAUUGCUCCUUUGUCUCUACUUUCAGGCACAA